Harmonia axyridis is the source of this 2519-nucleotide messenger RNA. RefSeq lists its product as uncharacterized. Bases 624 to 2333 code for a protein of 569 amino acids. The transcript is spliced from 6 exons. Gene Ontology annotation, molecular function: protein binding; DNA binding. Lineage: Eukaryota; Metazoa; Arthropoda; Insecta; Coleoptera; Coccinellidae. The record is from RefSeq and is a predicted model, not a curated record.
UAUAUAGACACUUCGAGUGCGUCGGGUGACGAUAAACGAUAGCAUAGAAGCUGUGUGCGGUGAAUGCAGAAAAUUAGCGGCAGAGAACGAGGUGCGUGUUCAUAUUGAAAACACCUUAUUUUAUGUAGUUACGUACCGGACGUUAACAAAAAGUUACUUUUUCACAUUUGCCAACGUUUGUUUUCCCCAAAGUGUGUUAUUUACAUUGUUCUGAGUCUAGUGAAUGUGCGAUACCGAAAUUACAUUGCGACGAUUCAAGCUGCCCAGGGAAGGAGCGCUGUGUGGAUUUUCUUAUUUCGUUGGCGGAACCUCGGCCAGAGUUUGACGGAAGACGCUGGGAGAAGUUUAUUCUUAUUAGUACAAAGUGAUUGCGAAUACAUUGAUUGAAGAUUUGUGCAUAUUCUGAACAAAUUUAUUGCUACGAUAUUCGAUAUAUGGCGUCAGCAAUCCGCGCACGGAGAUAAAAGUGAUAAUUCUUGGGAGUUUCGUUAUUUUCGAAAUAACUAAGUACCCUGUCAAGUGUAUUUCUCAAUUUCCUCUAUCAGUGCAGUGAAUUCAUAUUCCGAUCAAGUCGAUAUAUGAUUAAUUUUUUUUAUUUAUAAAGUAUCCAUCAAGACAGUUACAUGCGAUUCUCGAACAUAAUGACAUCAAUGAAAAAUAAAGAUCGCAUUUUAGAGGCGAUUGAUCAACUACGUCACCGAAAAGCAAGACCGGACGCUACACGGAUUUCUAAUUUUUUAUUUCGGAAAUAUGCAAUAAAUGCCGCAGAAGCUAGAUCUGAUCUUCAGUGGUGUGUUGAUAAUGAUAUUGUUUUGAGGGUUGAGUAUAAAGGUAACAUUAGUUACCGUAAUGCUCUGAAAAAAUUUUCUCAGGGUAAGCGAGAACGAGAAUCUCAUGGGAAUUCUUCGAAAUCAUUACCAUUCGAUGGAAACCAAGCGAAUAGAAAAUUUGCUUUUCUCUUGAAUUCCGCUAUCACACAUUUACUAGUCAGAAAUCCUGACUAUCUAGAUACUGGGUGCCCAGCCGACGAAGUUGUCGAUAUAAUUUUAUCUAGAGAUAAUGUACGAUAUACCAAAAAAUAUAUUUAUAUUCUGCUGGAAAAGGAAGUCGCAAAUGGAGGUGUAACCAAAACAGAGGACGGGAAAUACUUAACAGGUCCUAAUUUCACAGCAGAACUUUUAAAAUCUAAUGACAAAAAUGAUUUAGAUGCGAAACUUACAAAUAUUCUACAAGGAAAACUCGUCAGCAAGGAAAUAUUAGAAUCAAUGAAGGAUCACCCUAAGGAAAUGCAAGAAUCCAAUAUGAAAUUUGAUCCCUCUAUUCGGGUUGGUGUUCGUAGAAAGAGGGCUAAAAAAGUGUUUGAUCCAUCAGAUAAUAAUGUACCUAAAAAGAGGGGAAGACCUGCAGGAUCCCUGAACAAAUCAACUAUUGAAAGACAGUUAUCUCGACUUAGUGAUGAGUCUAGGCCCGAAUCACGAACAUCAAAUAGUGGUAGCCAAUUUGGAGUAUGCUCGGUAUGUCAUUUGCAGAACAAGAAAGGACCCAAUGAGAAAUUAGUGUCUUGCAGAGAAUGCAGCAAUAAGGCCCAUUACAGUUGUUUGAACGGAGAUGACAUGAUGCUGAGGAUGUAUCCAGAUAACACCUGGCAAUGCCCUCAUUGUAAAACUUGCUCAAUUUGCUAUGAAACUGCUAAUGCGGGAGCUUUGAUAGUUUGUUAUGUGUGCGCAGAUGCUUACCAUGCAAGUUGUCAUCAACCGCAUAUAUCUGAUAAAGUGAAAAAUGGGAACAAGUGGCUAUGUUUUAACUGUCAACUACCUGAAGAAUUAGAAAUUUCCAAAAUUCAAUCUAACAUGAGCUUCACAACAUGCAAAUCAAGUACAAUUAAUAAUGAUGAUGCUUAUUCGGAUUCCAAUUCGUCGACUAGCAAUUUUAGAUCUAUGUUAUCUUCGUCAGUUCCUCACAGUCCUCCUGAAUUAGCUAACGACAGAAAUAGCACAGAUCAAGAACACAGUGACUCAAAAGAUAGUGAUUACGAAGAUGAUUCCAAUUCUAAGUGUCAGAAUACAAAUGAUUGUGAUUCCGAAAUUGAUCCUAGAAUACCUGAUGCAACACUUUGGACACCUGAUGAUGUAUAUCAGUAUUUUACACAAUUUUUCCCUGAAGAAGCUAAAGUUUUUAAAGAACAGGAAAUUGAUGGAAGAUCUCUUUUACUCCUGAAAAGAAUGGACGUUUUGACAAAGUUGAACCUGAGGUUAGGACCUGCGUUAAAAAUAUACAAGCACGUUAUUACUUUACAAGUAAGACGAGAUGACCCAAGACUGUAUUAUUUGUAAAAUAGCCAAAAUUUUGAAUUGAUUAAUUACUUUAGUAUACCAUUGCUCUAUUUAAUUUUACUUAUUAGAAUUUUUUAUUAUUGUAAAUAUACCUAUCAUUUUAAUAACUUUCACAAAUCUGAUUAUUUAAUUGGAAUUAUAUUUUCUCUUUGUUGUAUGAAUCUGUAAAUAAAUCAUUGAACUAGG